Molecule: messenger RNA, 945 nt
Organism: Aspergillus aculeatus ATCC 16872
Lineage: Eukaryota; Fungi; Ascomycota; Eurotiomycetes; Eurotiales; Aspergillaceae
Exons: 1
Coding region: 1-945 (314 amino acids)
Biological process (GO): regulation of transcription by RNA polymerase II
Cellular component (GO): nucleus
Molecular function (GO): transcription cis-regulatory region binding
Source: RefSeq, a predicted model, not a curated record
AUGGCCACGCCAUCCUCCCCCUUCAACUGCUUCGCCGUCGGCCCGCCCACCGACCCGAACGCGCCGCCGCCCCCUCCACCCGACCCAUCCAUGCUGCAGCUGCCCCCACCCCUCGAAGGCUGGUACGUGACCUGGGAGGAAGCCUUCGGGAAAUCCCAGGCGUUCGCCGAAUCCCACGGCUACCGGCUGGUGAAGAAGCGCUCCAGCAAGGGGGAGACGGGGGGCAACCAGAUCAAGGCGCUGUACCUGAUCUGCGACCGGGGCAUCUUCAAGCCCUCCGUCGCGAAAAUCCGCAAGCGGCCCAACCGCAAACGCAUCGGGUGUCCGUUCGAUAUGUCCAUCCUGUGGAAUUCGCGGCAGGGCCUGUACCAGGUGCGCGUGCGCAAUCCGUUGCAUAACCAUGGGCCCCGCGAGAAGACGCCGCCGCCGCGGGAGCCGUCGCCCGGGUCGAAUUUGCCGUUUUUGAGUGAGGAGUUGCCGCCGCGGUUGGGGGAGGAGAAUGAGGAGGAUGAGGGGGAGGGGAUGGGUGAGGAGAAUACGCCUUCGGCGGAGUCGGAGGCUCAGCAGCAGCAGCAGCAGCAGCAGCAGCAACAACAACAACAACAACAACAACAACAACAACAACAACAACAACAACAACAACAACAACAGCAGCAGGCGAGCAAGCCUGCGGUGAAGAGGAUCAAGAUUCGCGGGCUGCGGGAUGUAGCCGUCAAGGCGUAUUGUGAGUGGCAGGAGUCGUAUGUGCAGUCACCUCUGCUCAAGGCGGAGUUUCGCAAGGCGCGCGACGUGGCGUUGGAGAAUGGGGUGGAUCUCGAGCAGAUGCACUUGGAUCAGGAUUGGGGGUUCCUUGUCGAGAAUGGGGUCAAGAAGGGCAUUGCGAGGCGUUUCAUUGAGGAUAUCGGGGAAUGGGCUAGGUUGUUUGAGGAGCUGUCGGGGAAUUGA